This is a messenger RNA of Papaver somniferum (opium poppy), 2331 nucleotides long. RefSeq lists its product as uncharacterized. The record is from RefSeq and is a predicted model, not a curated record. The transcript has a single exon. The coding region runs from base 1 to 2331 and encodes 776 amino acids. Lineage: Eukaryota; Viridiplantae; Streptophyta; Magnoliopsida; Ranunculales; Papaveraceae.
AUGAUCACAGUGGAGGUGGGUAAUGUACUAGUGUCUGGUGUUCAUGCUCAUGUUAAGCUGGUGCAAAGAAGAUUUUUAUGGACUGAGAUGAAGUUGAUUAGUGAAUUAAACAAGCCUUGGUUGAUUAUAGGUGAUUUUAAUGUCAUUCUGUUUAUGGAUGAAAAAGUUGGUGGUAAUGCUCCUUCAAGAAGAUCAAUUUUGGAUUUUAAUGAAUGUGUUAGUGAUUGUGAACUCAUUCAAGAUCCUAAAGUAGGCUUGGAUUUCUCUUGGUCUAAUUGUCAAUAUGGUAGCAAAAGAAUUUUAUGUAACUUGGAUAAAGCUCUCUUCAAUAUGAAAUGGCUUCAAAUGUAUGCUGAUUGGGGGUAUAAAGUAGGAAUCAGGGUGGUUUCUGAUCACUCACCUUUAAUGAGAGGUUGUGCAAAUAUCCCUAAACCAAAAAAUGUUCCUCUGAGAUUUCAAAAGAUAUGGCUGGAGCAUCCUGAUUUUAUGCCAAUGGUAAAUGAGUCUUGGGCAAUGCCAAUUCUUGGAGAUCUAGCUUAUGUUUUUAUGAUGAAACUCAAGAGACUAAAAGCAGCUCUGAAAGAAUGGAAUUGGAAUAUCUUUGGCAAUGUUCAAGUUAAAAUCAAAGAAGCAGAAAAGUUAGUUCAAGAAAAAAUGUUAAUUUCAGAUGACAAUCCUCAAGAUGAAAAUGAUCUUUUUGAUCUAGUUAUGGCUCAGAAUGAUUUGAAUUCUAGAGAAGUCCAGCAUAGUAUUAUGAUAAAGCAGGAGUCAAGGAUUCAAUGGGUAAAAGAAGGAUCUGCCAAUACUAAUUUUUUCCAUACAAGCAUCAAGAUUAGACAAACCCAAAAUAUGAUCUGUGAAUUGGAGGAUGAUGAGGGUAAUAUUAUUGCUGACCAAGAUAGAAUUGCUGAUAUCCUUGUUGAAUUCUUUCACAAAAGAUUCCAGUAUCAAGAAGUAAAUAUUUAUGAAACUUUAUUAGAGGUUGUUCCUCAAUUAGUUACUGAAGAAGAUCAAAAUAAUCUUGACAAGAUUCCUGAUUCAAGUGAAAUUAAGCAAGCAGUAUGGGAAAUGAAUGCAGAUGGUGCUCCAGGACCUGAUAGCUUCUCAGGUAUAUUUUACAAACCUUGUUGGGAUAUUAUUCAUAAUGACUUUGUAGAAGCCAUUCAAUAUUGCUGGAAGAGAAAGUACAUUCCAAGAGGUCUUAACUCAAACUUUCUAAUGUUAUUGCCCAAAACUCAAAAUGCUAAGAAGCCAGGUCAGUUCAGGACAAUUGGCCUAAGCAAUUUUAGUUUCAAAUUUUUUACUAAAAUUCUUGCUACUAGAAUGAACAGUUUGAUGGGAAAGUUAGUGUCUCCUCAGCAGGCAGCUUAUAUUAAGGGGAGAAAUAUUCAUGAACAAGUGAUGUUAGCCCCAGAAUUGGUCAAUGAAAUGAAGCAUAAUAGAAGAGGGGGUAAUGUAGGACUUAAGCUUGAUAUAUCACAAGCUUAUGACUCUGUUAACUGGAACUUUCUAUUUCAAGUGCUUCAAAGAUAUGGUUUUUCAGAAUCUUGGUGUGCUUGGCUUCGUGUCUUGUUUUCUUCUGCCAAAAUUUCAGUCAUGGUUAAUGGGGGACCAAGGGGUUUUUUCUUUAUGGAAAGGGGUCUAAAGAAAGGGGAUCCACUAUCUCCUAUAUUAUUUGUAUUGAUGGAAUAUAUGUUGUGCAGAGGGUUAACUAAGUUAGUUGAAACAAGAAAGUUACAACCAAUGGUAAUUAGAAAAGGGGUUUAUCUUACUCAUCUGUUUUUUGCAGAUGAUGUCUUCAUCUUUAGUAAUGGAUCAAAAAAAAGUUUAGAAUCUCUUCUUAGUUUGCUCAAGUGUUAUCAAGACAGCUCAGGUCAGUUGAUAAAUAAGCAGAAAAGUAAGUGCUUUGUGGAUGGGAGCACUCCUUUUAGAAAAGCUCAAAUAUCAAAUCUGUUGCAAAUGGAGCUCACAUCUUUUCCAGAUAAAUAUUUAGGUGUUGUGCUGAAACCAGGGAGAGUUAAAAGUGAUACUGUCUGGCCAAUGGUGGAGAUGAUGCAAGGAUAUUUGGCAGCAUGUAAAGGUAAAUUGUUGUCUUUUCAUGACAGAUUGGUCCUUAUUAAAUCUGUAUUAUGUAACAUUCCCAUUUAUAACAUGUCUGUCUACAAAUGGCCUGCUUCCAUUAUUAAAAUUUGUGAAAGAAUUAUAAGGAAUUUUCUUUGGACUGGUGAUGGUGAAGAGAGAAAGUAUGAUACUUUGAACUGGAACAAGGUGUGCACACCUUUUAAUGAGGGGGGGGGGGGGUCUGGGUAUAAGAAGAUUGAGAAUCACUAA